GGCUGUCAGAGAUCCCCCUCCCAGCAUGCCGCGCGCUGUCAGCCUUAUAUAUCUCGAUUGGAGCCGCUCCGCGGAGGACGGGCAGGGCAGCAGGCUGUGGGCAUAGGGACCGGCCUGCCGCCAGCCGCGGCCAGCAGCCAGUGCCCAGGUGCCCUAUACUCUGAGUUAUUUUGAGCUGAAGAAGCUUCAGGCUGCCAGAGGAUUCAGCUGUCUUGGGGUAGGAGGGCUACGCCUGAAGAGUUCAGCAGGCUGAGCUCAGCAGAAUGGAAAAGAAACUGAAGAAUACCAGGAUCAUCUUUGUGGUGGGUGGACCAGGCUCAGGGAAGGGGACCCAAUGUGAGAAGAUUGUUGAGAAAUAUGGCUAUACACAUUUAUCCACCGGCGAUCUCCUCCGGGAAGAAGUCAGCUCUGGCUCUGAUAGGCGCAAGAAACUGUCAGAAAUCAUGGAGAAAGGACAACUGGUACCCUUGGACACCGUGUUGGAUAUGCUCAGAGACGCCAUGAUUGCCAAGGUUGAGAAGUCCAAGGGCUUCUUGAUAGAUGGCUACCCUCGGGAAGUGAAGCAGGGAGAAGAAUUUGAAAAGAAGAUUGGCUCCCCUACACUGCUGCUCUAUAUAGAUGCUGGCUCAGAAACCAUGGUGCAAAGAUUGCUGAAACGAGGGGAGACCAGUGGACGAGUAGACGAUAAUGAAGAGACCAUCAAGAAACGGUUGGACACGUACUACAGUGCCACGGAGCCAGUCAUCAAAUUUUAUGAGGGUCGGGGUAUUGUGCGCAAGAUCAAUGCUGAAGGCUCAGUGGAAAGUGUCUUUGAACAAGUCUGUACCCAUUUGGAUGCCCUGAAGUAAUGGGGUUUGGAAAACCCUGGUCAUCUCCCCCAUUUCAACGACGCUCAUCUCCCCCACUCCCUCCCACCCCAAGACAGGAGCAGCCGCCCCUCCUGCUUGCCCUUCCUAGCUCCUCCCCGACCUAGUUCUGAGCUCUGUGCUCAGACAGAGGAAGUGGCUUUAUCCUGUUUUCAUGGACACAACUUCACUAAAGGAAUCUCCAAGGACGUUUGGUUUUGGUUCUUUGAUUCAAAGGAAAGUUCACUGACAACGUAUCAACAUUCCCCAGCUCCAGCAAGCGCUUUCUUCUUUCCCUUUAGCCAGGGGCAAGAAUUCGGUCUGCCUAAUCCUCUCCAUACCCCAACCUCCUCAGCCUUAUAGCUAGGACUACAGAGUGGUCAAUGGAAGGGUACACAUUGGGCUACUUUGCUUCCCAGCCCACUAGGGAAGACCCAUGGUCACCUCCUCUCAUCUGUCAGCAUUGUUCUCCCUGAGUGCCCGCUGUUAUCAUUCUUUCACCAUGUUAUAGUGGAGUGAGGGACUUAGGAAUGGGUUCUGUUUCUACCACUGUCUAGUUGUAUGACCUUGGAUAUCCCCAUCUGUAAAAUUAGGGGAUGGGAUCGGAUGAUUUUUGAAAGUCCCUGCCAGCUCUGAAAUUCUGUGACUUCAUAGAACUUGGGGCACAAAGCCCAGGGACAAAUGAAGGGACCUUCACUCUUCUGCUUAACUGGGAGGCAGUGAUGGUGAUGGGGAUGUUGCUGGAAAGAUAGACCCUCAACUCAUGGCCUAGCUUCCUGGAGAUAGGUUGAUGGCUUUUUCUGGCAAGUGGAUAAGCAUCUAUUGUAUAUUCAGCCGUGUGAUAGUGCCUUGGGGUGGGGGUAGACCAAGGGGUAAGUAGUUCAGGUCUCUGUUGUAGUAACAAAAAAUUUCCCUGGGACUUACCACAUCCUCAAGCUAUGGUACUAUAUGUCUCCUCUCAAUACUUCUACUUUCUUACCAUCCAUUCACUCUCAGCCCCUUACAGUGUGGUUUCUAUCCCAAUCACUGUCCUGAAAUAGAAUGUGUCUUGUUCUGGUGGAAAGAGCAUUGGUUAUGGAAUCUGAGGACGUGGCACUGCCACUGUGUGACCAAUAGACAAAUCCCUUCCCAUCCUUAGGCAUCAGUUUCCACUUUUAUAAAAUUAGGGAGCUAGACUAAUUAUCUCUCCUAGCUUUAAAUCCUGUGAUUUUCUCCAAUGAUCUCUUUUCUUUAAAACAAUGUUUUAUUGAUAUCUUUUGAUAUCACCUACGUUUCCCAAUACGUUCCUCUACUCUCCUCAGUCCCAGAGCCAUUCCUUAUAGCAAAGAAUGGGGUGGGGUGGGGGAGAAAGAGAGAGAGAGAGAGAGAGAGAGAGAGAGAGAGAGAGAGAGAGAGAGAGAGAGAGAGAGAGAGAAGAGAGAGAGAGAGAAACAGCUUAGCAACACUAAUAACAGUCAAAAAAGUCUGAUUAUACGCAGUGUUCCCUAACUCUUCAAACAAGGGUGGAGGUGCCUUGGUGCUUUCUCAUAUCUCCUCUUUGGGGCCAAGUUUGAUCAUUAUACCUUUGCUGCAUUCAUUUUCAGUUGUUUUACUGUUGCUGAGCUCUCCAUUUCCAUUGCAGUCAUUUUGUAGUACACAUUGGUUUCCUGCUUCUACCCUACUCUGCAUGGUCCUUAUUAAUCUUUGGAGCUAUUCUGUAUGCAUCAGCAAUGAGUUUGUAAUGGCCCCAUCCGAUGGCCUCUUCUCAGUCUACAUCCUCCUUGACCUCUGCAGCUUUUGAAUACACCUCAUCACUUCACAGUUCUUGACAGUCUCUCCUCCGCUGGUUCUUUUGCCUCUGACGACUUUCUCACUAUUUCAUAGGCUUCUUCCCCCAUCUACACUUAAGUGUGGCUGUCUUUCCUCAGCCUGGUUCUCUGUUUUUCUUCCUUAGUGAUCUCCACUUUUAUGGCUUUAAUUAUCACCACCUUCCAGAUGGACUUUUAAGUAUAUUUUAGGUUCUUCAGUGAGCUCCAUCUCUUGUGGCCUGCUAGAUAGCCUUAUCGUGAUGAUUUUGAAGGUCUUUAUCAUCACUAAAAUUCUGGGCUCUAUAUUCUUAUUUAGGGAGGGGGAAGAGAAGUUGGCUGACUCUCCAAAGAACAGCAGCCUACUUAUCUCAAACCCAACAUACCUUGAAUCGAUCUCAUCCUUAUCCCCUCCAAAUUUGCAUCUCUUUCCAACUUCCUUAUUUUUCUCAAUGGUAUCAACAUCCUAAAGGCAGCAUGUCAGAGUGUCUAUACUGCUGGACUUAGAGCCAGGAAGAUCUGGGUUCAAAUCUUACCUCAGCUAUAUAUUAACUGUGUGACCCUAAGCAAUAAUAUCAGUAGCAAACAAUUAUAUAGCGAUUACUCGGUGCCAGGCACUGUGCUAGGUACUUUGCAAUUAUCAUCUCAUUUGAUCCUCACAACAACCUUGGGAGGUAGGUGUUAUUAUGAUCCCCAUUUUGCAGUUGUGAAAAUUGAGGCAACCAGGUUAAGUGACUUGCCCAAGGUGGCACAGCGAGCAAGGAUCUAAGGUUGGCCUUGAACUCAAGCCUUCUUGACUGCAGGCCCAGAGCUCCAGCUGCCCACAGGGCCUGAUCACUUUACAGUUGCGUAAUGUUUGUUGACUUGACUCUUGUCCUCCUCCAUGUGUCAGAAGACGAGGCUGAGUUAGAGGGUCUGUUCCUUCCUCGCUGUAAAUGUAUGAUGGAUGACCCUGUCGCUCAGUCUGGAAAUACCAGGCUCCUCCCUCCCUCUCAGUUCUCAGGUUCUGUUGAUUAUCAUUCUAUGAGCACAGCGGCACAUAUCUUUUCUGUGCCUUCAUUCUCACUGCCAUCAGACUAAUUUAGAUCUUUAUCGACUCUGGCUCCCUAAUUGGUUUCCCUACCUCCUGUUUUUCCCCUCUCUGCCAUCCUUCACACUGUGGCUCACUUAAAUUUCCUAAUGGCAGCUAAGUGGCUCCCCAGUGGCUUAGAGCUCCAUAGUUAAGGUCAGGAAGACCCGAGUGGGAAUCAGACCUCAGAUACUUCUAGCUGUGUGACCCUGGGCAAGUCACUUCACUUCUGUCUGCCUUAGCUUCCUCAACUCUAAAAUAUGGGGAUCAUAACAGCACUUAACCUCUCAGCAUUGUCUUGAGGGAUCAGGUGAGAAAAUACUUGCGAAGUGCUUAGCACAGUGCCUGGCCCAGUAGGUGCUUAAUAAAAUUAAUGCUUGUUUCCUUACUUCCUAAUUUGCAAGUCUAAUCAUGUCACUCUGCUCACUGACCCAUCUUAGGUGCCACCUACUCUAUGCAGCCCUCCUUGAUUUUCUCCCCUCUGAAAGUGAUCUCUCUCUCUCCCUCCCCCCCAGAAUACUACUAUACUUGAAUCUCUCCUUUACCCCUAGCGCAGACUACUUUGUGUCCUACUCAUUUGUAUUAUGUGUCAUAGCCUAUGUAUUUGAUUGUAAGCUCCCUGAGGGGAAGUGUAGUCUUGUUUUCUCAUCCUUGUAAACCCAGCACUGAGCACAGGGCUUGGCUCAAUAAAUGUCUGAUGAAUUUG
This is a messenger RNA of Phascolarctos cinereus (koala), 4404 nucleotides long. It is a transcript of the gene AK1, whose product is annotated as adenylate kinase 1. NCBI's taxonomy places the organism in Eukaryota, Metazoa, Chordata, Mammalia, Diprotodontia, Phascolarctidae. Gene Ontology annotation, cellular component: cytoplasm. The record is from RefSeq and is a predicted model, not a curated record. Gene Ontology annotation, biological process: nucleoside triphosphate biosynthetic process; ATP metabolic process. Gene Ontology annotation, molecular function: nucleoside diphosphate kinase activity; ATP binding; AMP kinase activity.